UAGCAUUCAGCCCUCAGCAAAGCCAGUAACUGGCUAGCAUGUCAUUCGUAUUCCCUAGUAUGAUUUAAUGCAUUGUCAUUUUAUUUCUUGUGAUUUCAGAACCUCAUUUUCAUCUUCUGCCAGAGCCAGUAGCAGCUGGGAAAGAAGACUGUGCUCUUUGAAGACCCCUGCAGGUGCCAGCCAGCCUUAAAGAGCAGAAUGGACCUUGACGUGGUGAACAUGUUUGUGAUCGCAGGCGGGACGCUGGCCAUCCCAAUCCUGGCAUUUGUAGCCUCGUUUCUCCUGUGGCCUUCAGCACUGAUCAAGAUCUAUUAUUGUUUUUUCCAAAAUCUAAGACAGCUCUGGGCUGAUACUAGAAGUUCCCAAUGUAAAAUGGGGCUUGGUAUGAAGGUAGAUGCAUUGCCAAGCUGUUUUGGUAUGAAUCCCACAGGCCUGCAAUACCCAAGGGAUACUCAGUUCAUGCAACGGCUCAGAGAACUGAAGGACUCUGCCGCCGUAGAGAAGAUUCCCUUGAUCCCAUCCACCCCAGAAGAGAUGAGUGAAAUGCUCCAGCUUUGCUCCUAUGUCCGCUUCAAGGUGCCCCAGCAGGGCCCUAAAAACCAUCGCUGCCAGGUCUCAGUAGGAGUCUGUCCACCAAGUGCACACAGGCAUCUGAACCUUUUCCAUCUAGUUUCCUCUCUUGUCCUGCAGGUGCUCGAUGUGUCUGGGGCAGACGUGUUGGCCAAGUCCAUCGCCAACUGCCAGGUAGAACUUCUGGAAAACUGUGGGCACUCGGUGGUAAUGGAGAGACCCAGGAAGGCAGCCAAGCUCAUUGUCGACUUUUUAGCUUCUGUACACAACACAGACAGCAAGAAGCUGGACUGAAACCCUGACUGCAGCCUGCACUCUGCACACAGCAUCCACUCCCAUCUCCAAAAUCGGAUGCUGACACCACUUCUCAGGGAUCCUGCCCCAAAAGCGGCCAGAGCCCAGCGUCCCUGAGGAAGCCAGUCCCCUACCCCGAGUCAGACCCACAGAGCUUUGAGGGCCUCAAAGAAAUCUCCAAGAUGUUUUUCACAAAAUGGAAACUCAUGUGGAACAAACUAAGAAAACCCAGCCUUGAAAUCUACUGAGAAGUCUUCAAGUUCAUGUUGCAAAGCGGCCACCUCGAAAACCAUAAUCACCGAGGACAUCAUUUUCUUUAAAACAUUCCCCACAGACUGAGAUUCUAGGUACUUCUGUUGCUUCAGACGUUCUCCCUGCAUGGUUAGUGGCUGUUUUAGGAGCAUUAGUUCCCAUUCAUGGAGCCCCUCUUGUUUAUGUCUUGUUUAAGUUUUACAUAAAACUCAUAUGUGAAUGCAGUCUGUCAGCUGCAAGACCAGGGAGGAAAAUGGCAGGCUGUAGAAAAUAUUUACACACACAGAGGGGCACUGUUCUGCCUCAGCCAGCCAUCAGAGUGGCAGAGAACAUAGUUGCGUGGUUUGAUCAGCCCCCACGUGUCAGGUGUGCCAUGAGUGGACUCAGACCGUCAUAGUGCAAAGAACACCUCGCAGGGAGGGUUUCCUGGAAAUCAUUUAUUACUUUUAAAAAUAGGACUAAUGAAGCAAUAAUGUUCUAGACAUCAUCUAAAUGAUCAGACUCGGAUUCUAAAUAAUCAGACACACAAGCACCUCGUGGGCCUCUUUUCUAUGUUGCUGUGCUACUGCAAAUCCUUGGAUGUAAAAUACGUUUGUUAAUGAAUUCUGUGAAUUCUGUGAACAGUAAUGUGAUUGAAAAUAACUCUAUAAACAAAUGUAAAAAUGACCACAGUGACAUGAAAUAAAUUUAAUAAAUCUAGAUUAGCAACAUG
Hipposideros armiger (great roundleaf bat) is the source of this 1828-nucleotide messenger RNA. RefSeq names its product abhydrolase domain containing 6, acylglycerol lipase (gene ABHD6). Gene Ontology annotation, biological process: acylglycerol catabolic process. The record is from RefSeq and is a predicted model, not a curated record. The transcript has 5 exons. Gene Ontology annotation, molecular function: monoacylglycerol lipase activity. Lineage: Eukaryota; Metazoa; Chordata; Mammalia; Chiroptera; Hipposideridae. Bases 199 to 864 code for a protein of 221 amino acids. Gene Ontology annotation, cellular component: membrane; AMPA glutamate receptor complex.